AUGAACAACUUACUACAACCCUACCCCAAAACAGGGGCCACUGCCAAGAAGCGACCAGCAAGCAGAAAGAAACGGUGCCACAGAUUCUGUGGAGUCCUGCUGGCUGUGCCCUCAUUGAGCACCGGGCUGAUUUCGGGGUUUGAGACGGGGAAGGAAGAGGUCCAGUUCUAUCCCCGACAACGGAAAAUCCACCAAGGAAGCCAGCGGCCAUCAUCUUGGAGAGCUGACAUCACCACCGCCAGUUUCCGAAAGAUUGCAACAAUAAAACAGCUAGAGACCGCCCACCGGCUGGCAACCACCCGCCUGCCCACUGCCCGCUCGACUGGGCGGCUGGAGACUGCCUGCCUGCCGGCGACCACGUGGCUAGACCCCGAGGUGUGGCCCAGCAGGUACGGCGCAGAGACUCUAGGAAGAGGGUCUGAGGAGCCUGUCUCCUACCUUGUCCUCCAGACGUCAUCCUUUCACAACCAUUCCUGGGCACAUCUGAGCUCAGGCUGGUUGGGGGAGCUACAGACUCACAGCUGGAACAGCAGCUCUGAUGCCAUCAUUUACCUGUAUCCCUGGUCCAGGGGCAACUUCAGUAACAGGGAGUUGGUGGAUCUGGAAAGGUUUCUCCGGGUAAACUCCAUUGGAAUUCGGGGAUUUUACACUAAUAACUUCAUGUCUGAAGAUCCCUUUGAUCUGCAGAUUACAAUAGGCUGUGAACUGCACUCUGGGAAGGGCUUCCUAGGCUUGAAGCAGGUAGCUAUCCAAGGAUAUGAUUUCCUGAGCUACCACAAUAAAACAUGGUCACCAUCUCCAAAGGGUGGAGAAGAGGCCCAGAAAGUCUGCAAACUGCUCAGUCACAACCAAGGCUACACACAUAGGAUACAUAGUUUCCUCAGUGACACCUGCCCACGUUUCACCUUGGGUCUUCUAGAUGCAGGGAAGGCUCAUCUCCAGCGACAAGUGAAGCCCGAGGCCUGGAUGUCCAGCAGACCCAGUCCUGGGCCUGGCCGUCUGCUGCUGGUGUGCCACGUGUCUGGCUUCUACCCAAAGCCCGUGUGGGUGAUGUGGAUGCGAGGUGACCAGGAGCAGCUGGGCACCCAGAGAGGUGACAUCCUGCCCAAUGGUGAUGGGAUGUGGCAUCUCCAAGCAACCCUGGAUGUGGCAGCUGGGGAGGCGGCUGGCCUGGCCUGCAGGGUGAAGCACAGCAGCCUAGGAGGGCAGGACCUCGUCCUCUACUGGGGUGCACCUCCUAGUGCCCUGGGCUGGAUCCUCUUGGCUGUGACAGUGGCCCUGGCUCUUCUGACAGGUCUUGGAUUUUGCUAUAUAAAGGCACGAUAUAUUCUGUCAGUGUUUUGA
This is a messenger RNA of Ictidomys tridecemlineatus (thirteen-lined ground squirrel), 1344 nucleotides long. Lineage: Eukaryota; Metazoa; Chordata; Mammalia; Rodentia; Sciuridae. The record is from RefSeq and is a predicted model, not a curated record.